Molecule: messenger RNA, 23899 nt
Organism: Paramuricea clavata
Lineage: Eukaryota; Metazoa; Cnidaria; Anthozoa; Malacalcyonacea; Plexauridae
Source: the annotation of a GenBank genome assembly
AUUUAGUAGCCGAAGCAUGCAUCAAAUAUGGCCGACCAAGAAAAUGACGAAGAUAUUUGGGACUCGUGGGAAGAUAUGGCUGAAUCUGGGGUGAGAAAAACACAAAUAAGCUUUAAAUAAUUGCCGCUUAAACUUUAAUACAUGCUCCUUUACAUGUGACCCUUUUCUUUUCAUAAAAUAGGGCUGUUUCGCGUGCACAUUUAUGUUUCUUUUUGAACGAUUUGCAGGUUAAAUUGCAGUAGGCAUACUGUGCUUUUGUAUUGUAUUGUGUUGAGCGUUGUUUCGUGAUUUUCAUAGGAACUGGAAAGGCGAAUGGAAGAAAGGGAACGAGAACACAUGAAAUUAAGAGAUGAAAUCGAUAAAAAGUAAUAGUUUUAUUAUUAUGGUUUGUGAUAAAUAUUGAUCAUUUUAUAAAUUUAAUAUGACCUACGUUUUAUAUAUGUGCAGACAGUUAUAAAUAUAUGAUUGGCAUAAAGCUUCUGCCGUUUAUAGCCUCGUGGAUACGGUUGUGUAGUCUUUUCUAAGUAAAGUAAUUUUUUCACAAGACCUCUCUCUAAUUAAUUGAUAUAUACAUUUUGUAAACAACACAUUGAACAGCAGAUUUAUGGUAGCUUCAUAUUACUUCGGUAAUAUGUGCAAUAUUACUUCAUCAAUAUGUCAUAUGUGCAGUUUAACCACAGUGGAAAGUUGGGCACUUUAACGGGAGAUCUCCCGCGGCAGGCAUAGGUCAAAAACUGCUGAUGCGGCAAAAUCUUGCGGCAGAAAAACUGUAAAAUUGAUAUUGCGGCAGAAUUCUGCGGCAGAAAUAGUUUAGAAAUUCACCAAGAAUGGGGUAAACUAUCAAAUUGGCAGCUUUAAAGUUUAACAAACACUUAUAUUAUUAUAAAAUAUUAAGUUAUUAACAAAAAGAUAUUUAAAAAAGGUUUAAACACAAUAAAAAAUCUAAACUGACACUAACUAAAAAUAGUAAAAAACAUAAACCGCCAUUUUGAAUACUGAAUUAUCACAAUUUAUCCCCAAUUGUCCCCAUUACCGGUUUAUCUCAAAUCCGGCCGGAAUUCCGGCCGGAAUUUUGUUCCAAAUCCGGUAAAUCCGGUUCCGGCCGGAUUUGAAAAUUCCAAAUCCGGUGCACCCCUAAUGUUUACUGUUUAGUGGUCAGCAGUAUUGCGUGUAGUUGUUUGAUUUUUUACCUGCGGCAGCAUAUUAUCGGCAUUGCGGCAGGAUAGAAUGCAUGGUCUUGUCAACUGCGGCAGCCAAAGCGUACUUUCCACUAUGGCAGUUUAAUACAUAAGCCCUGGGCUUAUAUUCUUUCGUAAGUGAUUUUUGAUGGGCUUAUAUAAGGGGAGGGGGGGGGGGGGCUUAUACAUGGAUGAUCUUAUGCAUUAGUGUAAUAGUGAUAAACAAGUACAGUAAUAGUGAUAAACAAGUUAAGUGUUAAGCAUAGUAAUAAAUAAAUAGUGAUUAAUUAAUAGUGGUAAUAGUGAUAAACAAUCCAGGGUGCAUUUUAAGUGGCCUACGCCGAAGAUCUUCAGCGUGAGUUUGGCAAAUUACAAUAGUAUCUAUAGUUAAUAUUGGCAUAUCUUCAGCGUAGACUUUACACGGAAUGCACCCUGGUAAACAAUAGUGAUAAACAAGUGGGCUUAUAUUCGGGUGGGCUUAUAUUUGGGGGGGGGCUUAUAUUUGGAAUGAGGUGUUCGUUAGUACAUGUGGUCGGCUUAUACACAGGGGGCUUAUAUUCAGGGGGGUAGGGUGAUGCGGUUAUUCGGUUAACCGGGAUGAAUCGGUUAUUUUUACAGAUCGGUUUCACAAGUCUUCUAAAUAUCAGAUAACCGACUAACCGAAAAACCGAUUCAAAAUAUAAAAUUCAAAAUAAAAAGACAAACAAGCGUGAUAUACUCUUUGGUGAUUACACGAUUUAAAUCAAUGCUAGAAGCCUAGAAAAGCGCUGCGACUCAAAUGGCAGAUUAAAAGCGGAUCAAAACAAGCUUAAAGCUUCCGGUUUGAUUAGCUAAGAGAAAGGCGGACGUCUGCAAAGACGUCACGUGGAUAACACACAAUACAUGUUGUUUAUUUUUGUCAAAAUAAUUUCAUUGAUUAAAAGAGUCGGUUAUCCCGGUUAUUUUGUGACGAUUCUCGGUUUCGGUUAUUUUACGAAACCGCAUCACCCUAGGGGGGGGGGGGGCUUAUAGUCAGAGGUUUACAGUAGUUUUGGUUUGUAUAAUACUUUAUGAUAAUAAACUACCUCAUAUGGUAUACAGCCGAACCCUGGAAGUUCCACACUAUAACCAGCCAUCUGUUGACAUAUUUACCUUUGAUCACUACUGUAUUAUGUAACUAAAUUAGUUGGGUUUACCCCCUUCUGUGUUCACCAUUGCAAACCCUUAUUAAUUAAGCAGACACAGCCCCUUUUAAAGGGACACACUGGUGGGGUCCCGAAGCUAUCCACUUAAUAGGGGUUUGACUGCAUUUUAUACUGUAGAUAUCAUAUAGUGGAAAGUAUGUGUGUUCUUCCGCAGAAUAUUUCCACAAGUCUACCACGGACAUUUCUGCAAAACCUCUGACCAUGUCGAAGGUUUCUGUGGUCACAAUCUUAGAGGUUUAACCUACAGUACCGGUAUUUAAAACGUUUUUUCCACUCAAAAUUUAUAUUUAUAGGAAUUAACUGGUUAUAAAAUCUGCAACCUAAAAGCUCUAAACUAGUGCUGUUAUUGUAUUCUUAAGUUGACUUGCUGAUACUUUUUUGGACAUAUUCUUUGGCGAUCUUUGGCUUUUCCCCAAUACAAUUUUUCCAUUGCUCCUUACAUUAACCAAUUCAUAUUUGCUGAGUGAUUUACAGACCAGGAUGCAUUCUGUGUAAACUCUAUGCUGGACAUAUGCUAACAUUUAUCAUUGAUCAUGGACAGGUUGUUCAAAGCACGAUUAACGCUAAGCAUGGGUUAAAUUUAACCCAUUACUUUGGUUUAUGUACAUCUGUACGUCUGUUUAUUUCAAAACUUUAGAAAUUCAAAUGUCUGAUGAUCCAGACAAGAUUUUGAAAAAAUAUAGUACUGUAAAACUACAUAUUUUUGAAGGUAUGCUGUAAAUAUAUACAGUGGGGGUCAAAAGUCUGAGUCCAGUCAAUAUGAUUUUGCCUUUUAUUGUUAUACAAUAUAUUUUUACACAAAACAUGACUAUAUGUGCAUCAAAUUAGGAUUUACAUCAACGUUGGAGUAAGGAAUUUUGUAUGUACCAGAGAAUACCACACAAAUUUACAUGUUCCAUAUCUUUUGUCAAAUGCAUAGCCUGUUAAAUAUUUUUUUAGUAAUAGUUUUAUUUUUUUCUUCCUGUGUAACCUAUUGAGAAUUUAUGGGAACAUUUGAAAUGAGAGAAAGUGAAACAUAAUCCCACAAGUAAAGACAACCAACCUAUGGGAUGUCGUUAUAUCACAGGUUAUAUAUAGUCAAUAAUGCUGGAAUAACCUUAAACCAUCAAUCAUGGGCGUCAAUCCUAGGGAGAUGGGGGGGGGGGAUGCAUCCCCCAGUUUUUGGAAUGGGGGGGGGACGAAUAUCUAAUUAUCCCCCCACUUUUUAACAUGUCUAAUGAAAUUUUGUUUCUUGGGAAUCUGGAAACCUAAUCCCUGGAAUGCUAUUCGUUCAGACUUGUGGUGGAAAGGAAGACAUUUAAUAAGGUGAAGUACAAUAUAUGACCUUUCUGUAGUUGCUGGGAGCAAAUACUGACAUGUAUCGCAAAUGUUAUGUGAAUACUAAAAAAUAUUCAAAUUGAAUUCAAAUUUGUACAUGUGUUGUAAUUUUAUAAACAUUUACAUAAAGGCACAAUUUGUCAUAUUCACUUCCUGCUCUAACUGGCAAGCUGCACUGAAUGAGAAAAUAAUUUGUUAUAUGCUUGUUUUUGUUUUUUAUUAUUAUGCCUGUAAAAAGUAUUUAGAAGUUAUUUACAUUUUAUUUUUCUAUUUUGGAUAGGCUAGAGGCCUUCUAGAAACCUAAUAAGCUUUUUAAUUAAGACCCCUUACAUUAUUUCGUUCUUUUAUUUAGUCGAUAACUCCUAUGGGUUCAGACCAUGGGGGCCCACAACCCCAAUGAGCUGAACAGGGGCCCCCAUGCAGGCUCAGGCUGUAGAGCAAAAAUAUUGGCCAAAGAGUCCUCUGAUAUGUUACAAUGUCAUUUUCUGACCAUCAGAAUUCUGUAAAAUCUCUCACGCCAAAGUCCAGGAAAUGGCAUUUCGGAGACUCUAGAUUAAAAAAUUUUCCGGGUGAGCCUGCACAUACGGCGCUUAACUCGUGCCUUUGGCACUUCUACUAGGGGGGCCUUCGAAAAUUUUGAACCGGGGGCCCCUAAUAUAACGUUAUGCAACUGAGUCAGUUCGAAUUAUUAUCUUGAACAAGGAUAAAAGUAUAUAUACUAUAUAUGUAUAUUUACAGUAAAGAAGGUGAUAAUGUAUUUUAAACUAUUAUAUAUCAAUUAUUGAGCUAAUGAGUAAUGGACAUAAUCGUAAUUUACUACUUUAACGACUAAAUUAAGAUUCAGACUAGAUGGUUUUAUUUUACCAUUUUCAAAAGUUCAAAUAUAGUAAAAUAUUAAGUCUAAAAUACAAAUGAACAGUAACUCCGAAUAACAUUUUGUUUUGAUUUAUUGAUUCAAUAAAUCAAAACAAAAUGUUAUUCGGAGUUACUGUUCUUUUGUAUUUUAUAAAAAUACUGAGUGGUUCCCGUAAUUAUUAAGUCUAAACAUUUCAUUUUUGUAGUUUCUCGCCUGACUCCAAUUAACAACUUUAAUGUGCUUUAUCACACUUACACAACCUUGUUUUUAGCGGAUUUCACACAUGGUUAAAAAUGGAUUUAAGAUCAUGCACAUUGUACUAUUACUUUACAAGUGCCUCCAAAACGGAAAUGCCAUUUCAGUGUACCAAUAUUAAAAACAUUUCGGGUAGCAUACCUCCGGACCUUCCUAAUUUGGAGUCCGUCCCCUCACUUUUUGGGAUGGAUUGACGCCCUUGCCAUCAGUACUAAGAAAACUUGUUGAAUCUAUGCCAGGAAGAGUUGAAGCUGUUUUAAAAUCAAAAGAAGGUCACAGUCGCCACACAAAAUAUUAAAAUAGUUCACUUGGCUAUAAUAUAGCAUAAUCAAUUCCAACGUUGAUGUAAAUCCUUAUUCGAUGCACAUUCGAUGUAAAUCCUUAUUCGAUGCAUUUGUGUAAAAAUACAUUGUAUAUCAAGAAAAGGCAAAAUCAUAUUGACUGGUCGACUCAGACUUUUGACCCUCACUGUGUACAUUACAAUGAACUUUUAAGGUGCGUAAACCAAGGUACGUUAAUCACUAAUGUUUUAAAGUAAUCUCACACCAAUACGCCAACAAAUUUCGUAACCUCGCACAAAAAAUCUCCAGUGCAGAGAACAUGGAAUGCAGUCUGGUUAUGGAGAUCUAAAUUGUAGGUUGCUUUACCCUAACCAAAACUCCAAAAACUAAACCACUAACCUGCAAAUUCAACAGGCAAUUUAUACCCCCUGGUUGGUGGUUGAGUUUUGAGUUUUGGUAAGGAUAAAGACCCCAGUUUAGGCCGGUUAGGGUUUGAUGUUGGUUAGGUUUGACUUCAUUGCUUUAAAGCAGCAUAAGAAUAGCCAAAAUGACCUGAUUAACCUGCACCAAAUUGUAAAUUUGAUCAUUUCUUGUAUAAAUUGUGAUAAACUUCCUGUUGCAUGAACCGAGCACCAUUGGUUUUGGUGCAAUGGACCAUUUGCAUUAUAGACUAAAUUUUGAUCUAGACAAAAAUUUCAUCACAGCUUGAAAGAGCAUCACAAAAUUAGUAAUAUUCCAAAGUUUCGUUGCGAAAUGUUGUAAAAUGCGGAUAAUAUAGCCCUGCGAAGUUUGCAAUUUUCAGUCAUUUUGUAUUACAAACGGGAAAUUGAUGCGCCAACACCCGAUUGGGCUGUCAAUUUCCCGUGCGUAAUACAAAAUGACUGACAAACGGCAAACUUCGCAAGGCUAUAUUAUCCGCAUUUUACAACAUUUCGCAACGAAACUUUGGAACAUUACUAAUUUUGUGAUGCUCUUUCAAGCUGUGAUGACAUUUUUGUCUAGAUCAAAAUUUAGUCUAUAAUGCAAAUGGUCCAUUGUCCAAUCAUAAGGAGGCAGGAGGUCAUGCAGUGCUGGAAAAUGUGUGGCAACACCAGCAUGGUACCACUGGCAGGAAAUUUUAAACAAAAUAUCUUCGCAGGAAAUCUUGCACGAAGUUCUUGACAUCUGAAUAUAUACUGUGAUGUCAUAUAAUACAUCUGAAAUCUACAUAUUAAGCAGGACGUUUUAUAUUUGACUUACACAGGAAUUUUUAUAUUUGGAUUUUGCUGCCAGGAAGAGAAAUGUUGCUUGUGAUGUUACUCUGAGUGUGAAUCCACACCGGGCAAGCUUGGAAAAUAUGCCUACUAGAAAUACAUGCAUGCAGCAAACCCUCGCCUAUAUUUUCCAAACAUUGUUUCAACAUGAAGUAUUCGUAAUUACGCCAACACUGAACGCAGGCUCGCGUUGCCACGUCAUGUUAGUCAUGGCAACACGAUAAUACACGCUUCCGGAAAGUACGUCACUUUGGCUAUAGAGCCUCGUUUUCGUGAUUGAGACGCGGCCUUUAACUGAUGUCAGAUGUGACCAAAAAGGCAGAAACAUACAAAUACUCAAAGGCCCUGUUUACACUAUACCGGAUUCGCUGGUCACGACAUCUUUUGCCGUUACGGAGCAAUGGUUAGUAGCCAUACCUACAAAGUCGAUACCUACAAAAUUUGACCCACUCCGAUAGCAAUCCGGUGUAGUGAAAACGGGGCCAAAGUUGCAGAUAAUUCAAACGUUUCAAAUGAAUUGGUUCAUGUGUGCAACUGAAUUGGUAGUCGAGUAUUUUAGGAAUACUUCCAUUGCCACGGCUGUAUAUAAUGUAUAAUAUUUGUUUCUUUAAGAUUAUUUGAUCCAGGUGUUCGGGUACUUGUAGAUACAGAUUCAAAUAGAACAAAAUAUAAUCCUCAGGUAUUGUAUUCUUGAACUUGCAUUGAUAUAAAUCAGUAAUAAUAAUUGUGGCUGCCAAAUUUGACUGGUCAUCAUGCACGAGACCCCGCACUCCUUGGGGGGGGGGGGGGAUGUCCCAAGGGGACAUGUCCUAAGGGGAUUCCCCUUAUUACGUUUUCGUAUAGCGCUUUGCAUUGUGGUUAUAGUGGUAUCACUGAUAAAGAUAGCGUCCUCGAAUGAAAAUAUUUAAUGUUUUCGGAAUAUAUUGCUGUUGGCUAUCGCGCACCUGGCUGACCCUAGCUUUUUUUAAAAGUUCUUGCACGGGUCAGGACAAAAAAUAAGCCAUCUUGAAUAUCAGUGAUACCACUAUAACCACAAUGCAAAGCGCUACGAAAACGUAAUAAUGGAAUCGCGAAUUCCAGCAUUCUGAGAAAACAUUUAUGAAAGACUUUUACUUUUCUUAUUAUUAGCAUGACAAAAUUACUGGAUGCCGAUUGGUUAAGAGGAGUACAAUUAUUUCAUUAAUUGUACUGCAGUACAAUUAAUGAUUUUCCCAAAACAAACAAAAUGGCGGAAAGGUAUUUUGAACAUAAAUGUGAAAUGAAAUUGCCCUUGAGGAACUAGAUGAAAAUAUGAACAAAAGCAUGAAAGUACGAACAAAAGUACCAAAUUUUGGUUGAAAGUCUUGCAGGACUGGGCUUUGGCGAGAGAAUAUGAUGUUGACGGAGAAGUAUCCAAUUUUGUCAUCUGCUAAUAAUAAACAAGUAAUCAUGCGGUGUUGCUCGUACAAUAGAUUAAUAGUACUCGUGAUGUUUGGAAAUUUGCCAUAUUGGACUCGCUCCGGCGGCUCGUCCAAUUUUGGCAAAUUUCCAAACAUCACUCGUACUAUUAAUCCCUAAUUGUACUCGCCAUCGCAUGAUUACCUUAGUUUACCUAUACUUAUUUUAAUGGACCAGCGCAGUAUGGGAAAGAGCAUAUGUUUAGCAGACACAAGGCAUAUGUACAAAUACAAUAUGAUGAAAUGUUCUUGAGCGAAUGCGUUCAAACUGCGCAAGCAUAAAAUUCUGCAUGCCCUGGCUGGGUUUCCAACCCCGCAACCUAGCUAUGAAAUGCUAUUGUAUGUAGCUCGACACUCUUCCAACUGUUCGACAUGGUCAGGUUCGAUAGAGGACUAGAAAUUAUGAGCUUCAUACUAAUUAUUGUAAACAUUGACAGAGGAAGGGUCCUGGUUCAGUACUACUGAUCGUACUGGACCAGGAACUGGCCGAGUUGGUACGCCAUGCAAGUUAUCACUUCGUUGAUCACCACGUUGAUCGAUCGUUUUAGAACUCAAACCUUUGCAUUGUUUCAAACCCUUAAGUUAAUGUUGGUUCGGCGAGGCAUUUUUUAAAUAUGUUAAAAUAAUCUUAGUAUAUACAUGCAAAUUACGUGUACUUUGAUGUAAUAAUAGUGCAUUUUCCCGCGUAUUACUAUGGGCGAACAAUUAAUGAUUUUAAAUAUAUUCACAACUGUCUUUGACAGUGUAGGUACUGCCAAUAGAAUGAACAAGCUUUCGUUGGUAGGGAUACAACUACCUGAAAAUAUAUAAGGAUAAUUUCAAAUUCUAUUCACUUCCAUAUUGUUAUAUUUUCAGGUCAGGAUAUUGAGAAGAGAUCCCAAUGAUCCAGCCACGGGGAGCGGUAAUAAUGAGAGUGAUACAAGUAUAAAAGUCCACAAAACCUUAGCUCAACGAGAAAAAGAAUAUGCCGACGCACGGUAGGUACAAGUGUGAAAGGUAUAUGUAGUAUGCGGAUGCAGAGCCAUCUCAUCUAAGUGCCUGUUUAUAUGGUCCUGCCAAGGCGGGAUAGCACUAUUUUAAUUUUGGGAUAGGUAAUAGGACCUCUACAUGCGUCUUGGACCUGUGGUGUACUUAAAAUCAUUAUUUAUCUAAUGGAUUACUGUUAUUUUCAACGGGGUCUUGAAAGUAGACCAUGCCGUGAAACAUUGUAUAAAAGGUGCACGCGUUGUUUUGUGUCUCUUUUUGUCAUUCCAUUGUAGAAAUAUCGUGAUUGAAGUUAGCAUGUGCUGUAUGUAAAGUUAUUACUUGGUAAUUGAUAGGUGUAAUUUGAUGAUGCACAUGAAUUUAUCGAUAUCACAGGGUCGGAUUUGACCAUACUGCGAUGUUGUAAAUUAGGAAUUGGUAACAUGACUUGUGAUUGUGCGCUAUGUAAUUUUCCUGUAUCUCAUUUCAGUAAAAGGUUUUCUUAAAUAUAUCUUCACAGGGUCUGGAAAGUAGACCAUGCAGUGAGAUAUUGUAAGCUUAAUCCUUGUUGUUAACUGUGUAUUCCAUAAUCUGUCCGUCACAUGUGGUUAAGUCUAUGUGAGGAUUGUAGGUUUAUCCCUUAGUAUUGAAGUAUGGAUGCAGUUAGAUUAUGUACAUACUCACAGGGUCUUGAAAGCAAACCAUGGCGUGAGAUAUGCAUGUCAUGAGUCCUAUGGUUUGUGUCAUGUAUCUAACUAUUGAUAGGUAGAAUAAGUAGUUGUUGUACAAUCUACAAAAAUACGGUUUGUAGAAUCUGGCAGAACAUUUAAUUAUGCCACAAGGGUAAACUUUAUUUAAAAUUGGUGUCUUAGACUAAUCAUCCCAGAUGUUUUGUAAAAUGGCGCCCAGGGUCUGGCAAACAUUUUUAUGACUGCACAGUAUGGCAGUCAUUACGUAGUAUGUACCAUAUAGGUUAAUACCUUUAAGUAAUAUAUAUAAUAUAUAAUAGGGACUGAUUGCCCAAAGCAGUCCGAAGCAGUCCGAGCCAGUUCCGCGCUUCAACGCGGUGCGAAUAGGUGACACAUUCGGUCAAUACCACCAAAAAUGACUGUAAAGAAAGGCGAACAUGGGUCGAACGGCAUGCGGAACGGCCCCGGACAAACUAUCCCAUUGGUUCCACAAAAUUACAUUAAGGAGAUAAGUGGAUGGUAUUGGAGAGAUGUUGUGAUUUUUAAUGAAACAUUGAAUAAUGAUGUGAUUGUGUAUUGGGGCUAUAGCAAACUUCACAGAGUCUCGGGUUGACCAUGCUUGUGAAGUAUGUUAGCGGAUGGUAUAUCAUAUGGAAGAUACAGUAUAUAUAGUUGUGUUAAUUGUACUUUUUCAUUUGUUUGGCCCUCCUACACACUCAAAAAUGCACAAGUUGUAACAAACCUGCAGCAGACUUGUAGCAAUGCUGUUCCAACAACUUGUCAGCAGGAUGUGUUCGCACUGCUUGUUCCCAGCUUGUUGACAAGUUGUCAACGGCUUGUUGACAACUUGUUACAAGGUUUUUGAGUUCAACAGACUUGUUACAAGUUGUGAGUGACAAGCUUGUAGCAGCUUGAUAAAAUAACAGCAUUGUUACAACUUGUUGACAAGCUUGCUACAAGCCUGUUGCGAACACAACUUGUUGACAAGUUGUGAGAUUUUUACCUGUGUAGCCGGGAAACUUGCCUAGGCAGGAUAGCGUGUUUAUCUGGCCAAAACCAGGGCGCUUAUUUAUAGGACGGUGCAAUCGCUGAUCGAUGUGUAAUGCAGAAAGGGACUGGCACGAGCACGCUUUUCGGCAAAAGUCAACCUCGUACCCAGGGCUUCUAAGGGCAGAAGCCCUGGGUACGAGAUUGGGCAGCGUGAUUUCUCCUGCUGUUGUAUUUUCGCUGUUUUUCAUUAACUACGAAAUUCUUGAGGAUGUUUUUGCACUGCAACAACGAAGUAGUAACUAUUAUAUCGUAUGAAUGCUUGUUUGGCCUAUAUGUCUGCCGAAAUUGGAAAAGGUCUUUCAUUUUUUUUUAAAUCGUAAAAUUGCUUUAAAGUGCAAUGCUUAUAUUCUCGCCUGAUUAGUCUUACAAGUGUUGCAUCAUUUUGUAGCGUUGCUACCUUUUCAGGAGACCUUUGAUUGGACUUUAAAAUAAGUAUUGAGGAUAAUGACUCGUGUUUUUGAUGACUUCAGUGAAGGGAAAUUUUCAAAACAGCCUCUGGGGCACCUGUUCCAGCAACUAUAGGGUUCGGGUGAUUUUGGCCUCCGCCUCUGUCUCCACAAAAGUGGUCUUUACAAAAUGGAAAUAUCCCACUGAUCUAUAUACAAAACACUAAAUGGAUGCUUGAAGCGUUCAAACUUUCCCUAUUUUUAUUACGUUCAAAUCUUUGGAACUGCAUAAAGUACUGUAUAUGUCGAGUUGUUUGCCUAAUCAAACUUUUUUCUUUGGUUGCUAUUUGAAAGAAAUUGAUCAAGAAUUCACUUUCAAGGAGCGAAGUCGCUUCGACUAGUUUGUCGAACCAUUGUAAUAUUAUGUCGGCCGCUUGAAAUUCUUAAGGGUGCGUUGUUUGCUUUGAAAUAUGGACAACGUUUAUUUACAGCAUUAAAAGUCACCAUCAAAGGUAUCAAUACUGUGAAUUUCGAAUUAUUAAGAGCUCAAAGCUCUCUUCUACAAUACUCAAUAGUCAUCCCCAUUCGUUUACAAUAUUUUGAAAUAGUUGCUUAAUUAAAGUCAGUACUAGUUAAUAAGGUGGUUAACAGAGGCGCCUUUAGUAAGCCUUCGACUGAUCAGGUUGAGCUGCGUCCUUCGCAAUUCAGCUUAGCUCUCAGCUGCAAGUAAGGAUGAUUAGCACACCCCAUUUACUUACUUACAUACUUCCUUGAAUUUCUCGUUCCGCCUAACGGGAUCGGCAACAGAUAGCGGGAUCCCAACUGAGCGGGAUCAUAUAAACACUCAAGAGAGUUACGAACAAUAUCUUGGAAACUGACCUGUCCAGGGCUUUCAGAAUCGUUUCAAGUAAUCGGUUGUGGGGAGAGUGUAGGCGAUUGUCCGUAAUGAACACCCCAGUUACACGAUACCGGAUUCGCUUGUCACGACAUCGAAUAGACCUUUCCCCUUUUGAGUGAAAUUUUGAUCUAGACAAGUCUGGACAAAAAUUUCAUCACAGCUUGAAAGAGCAUCACCAAAUUAGUAACAUUCCGAAGUUUCGUUGCGAAAUGUUGUAAAAUGCGGAUAAUAUAGCCUUGCGAAGUUUGCCGUUUUUCAGUCAUUUUGUAUUACAAAUGGGAAAUUGAUAAUCAGUUUGAUCAUCUGAUUAUCAAUUUCCCAUGCGUAAUACAAAAUGACUGAAAAACGGCAAACUUCGCAAGGCUAUAUUAUCCGUAUUUUACAACAUUUCGCAACGAAACUUCGGAAUAUUACUAAUUUUGUGAUGCUCUUUCAAGCUGUGAUGAAAUUUUUGUCCAGGCAUAUCUAGAUCAAAAUUUCACUCAUAAGGGGAAAGGUCGACUAUUUAACGGUGUCAGGGUUAUCUGAAGCCUGGCGACACGAUGCGAUUUUAGUCGGCCGAUAAAAAUCGUUUGACAUACGGAUAUACAUCGGUAUACUCCGCACACGAUUACGAAAAAAAUAUGCUCCCUGAACUGUAGCCGCCAUGUUGCCAAAUAAAUACAAGCACGUGAUCACAGCAUGAUAUCUGAUUGGUUAUACUUAAAAUUCCACCGAUAAAAAUCGUAUAAUAUCAAAACGUUUUGAUGUUGUCCGAUUAAAAUCGAGCACCAAAAUCGGUUAAAAAUGACACCGCACACACAACGAUUUUGUUAGUUUUAGGCCCCGUUUACACUAUACCGGAUUGCAUCGGAGCGUAGCGAUUUUCAUAUCGGAUUCGGCUGCUGUUUACACUACGCCACAGUAAUCCGGUACGCGACGCGGAGCAAAAAUCACUCCGCUUUGGAGGUGAUAUGAAAAGUAAUCCGGUAUGUGCCGGAGCAGUGUAACAGGCCAAUCCGGUACGCUUCGGUACAAAAUCGGUUUUGGCGUGUAUGUUUUAACAUUGUCGCCUUUAUUUGCUCGCUUUUACAAUACUUUAUAGCUGUUGUUUGUUUCGCCUUACAAUCAUUUACUAUUUCUGCCGAAGACAAACAAAGAAAAUGAUAAUAACAUUGACUUUUGGCUUUUGAAAGAGCAAAAUUUAAAUAAAUACUCUUCAAUUUUGGAUCAGAGCGAAACGAAGCAACGUCUGGUGGUCAAGCUUUUUAAACAAAGUUAUACUUUACAAAGAAAACGUGUGUUACUUCUUGUUUUUAAUAAAUUUUGAUAUAUUGGUUACUUGUUUCCAUGACGACAGUGAAAGACAUGAGCUGGCAACAGAGCGAAACGGCAUAGUGUAAACACCCUUGUUUUUUUACUUCGGAGUAAAAAUUAAUCCGGUAUGAAAAGUAAUCCGGUUUAGUGUAAACGGGGCCUUAGUCAAACGAUUUUUAUCGGCCGACUAAAAUCGCAUCGUGUGCGCCAGGCUUUAGCACUUAAAAUUGUGAUAAUAUGACAAAAUAAAUGUAUAUCAGAUAAAGAUCGGCUUUAACUAGCACUUAAAAACUGAAAAUUCGCGUUGCGUUGUUGAAUCGCGUUCAGUCUGUAUGGGCCUUUAAGGUACAUGUAUGACACUGAAAAACAGGCAGUAUUGGUAGUGAAUGCGGUUUAGAAAAGAGUAAAAUAUAAGUACAAAAAUGACUCCUUUGUUUCAUUUGUAAAUGUUUUUCGAAUUUUCCAAUCCUUUUCAUUGUAAAAGAUGCGACACGGGUUUAGCCAUGCAUAUACUUUAUAUUUUAAAGCAAGUAAUCGCGGUGAUAUACCUUGCGCCACCCGCCGCGACCGCGUACUAUUUUUGAAAGCCCUGCCGUCACGGUUAGCCAGGAUCAUAUAAACAGGCCCUGAAAAGUAGUCGCAGGAAAAUAUUGAAUGAAAUAACAUAUACACUCAAGUGGAAUGAUUAAUGAAAAAAGCGGGAUGAUUAAUUUUGGCAGAGCAAACUGGCCAUGCUCACAAUUUUCUUGCGAGGCACAUGCUUUCCGGAAGGGUGUAUUCUUGUAAAUAUGCAAAUGUAUCAUAAAUGUUCACGCCUUGCCAAUCCCACAAGGCGAUUUAUAAUACAUUUCCCCCUAUAAAAUAUCUCAUUCCCAUUAUACUCUUCGCGCUUGGAUAAUUGAAAUGGCUGUAUUCCUUGCAGCAACUGUUGCACAAAGUCAAUUAAAAAAAUAGGUACGCUGUAGCGUACAUGGCGUCUACUGGAUCAAAAACAAAGAAUGUCAAUGACGUCCGGUUUAUAUUUAACAAAUAUAAAACAUUUUCCGUGUUGAUAUACAGUUAUAUCAACAUGAGUGGAAUUGGGAAAACGAGAAAUUGUAUGGAAACACCGCCGUCGACGCCCGAGGAGCGGAGUGUUUUCAUACAAUUUCGAUAUAACUAUAUAUCAAUGACGAUAUAACUAUAUAUCAAUACGGAAAAAUGUUUUAUAUUUUUUUUAUAAUAUAGCAAUGUCAAAAGCCCGAAGGAUAAGAAAAAUUUCCGUGUUUACAAGCGGCGGAAAAUUUCCCGUGUUGACAUUGAGUUAUAUCAACACGGCUCUUAGCCAAUCAGCGUUCAGAAUUUACAAAUGCUAUAUUAUAAUUACAUUUCCGACUUUCGGGUGGGGAAUAUUAAAAUAUCUCGGCAAGCAUUUACCCGCCCUUUAAAACGAAAACCACCGUUGAAAUCCACAUAAAACAACCUUUCGAACGGUGGGUCAAAUGCCGUCAUAACACUACACAAACCAAAACAAUCGUGUAUUUACUGACCGCUUGGCUAAACAUUCUGUACUUCAUAUGGAGAAAAAAUUGAAUACCUUCAAACUGACUCUUCAGACUAAGUCAAUGAAAUACUCCUUGUAUUUAAGUGCUUUCGUGUAGAAAGUUUCGUUUGAAUACGGCGGACUAGAAAAUUUAUUUUGAAUUUUUCAGAAUAUCGGGGCGUUACUCGCACGCGCGUGCGACGCGCUAAAAUUGGCCAAUAAUGAACACCGUAGCCCCGAUGCACGUGCAAACACGUUACAUGAAGGGGUAAUAUGACCUUUAGAAUCGAUUUCCGACGUUUCCCGACUGCCAGGAUGUAAACAUCGCAUUGUUUCAGUAUGUCAAGGUGGUCAAGCUGUAUUUCUGGUCGAAGCUCUCGUGUAAAAUUUAGAUAUAUUCUGAAAUUCCCGAAAUAAAAGUUGCAAAUCUGUAGAUACAAACUUGAAAAUAACACUCUAAAUAGUGUCUUGGAUUGUAUGUAAUUCGAACAAGAAUAUUACGAAAAUGAUAGGCUGUCAGGGGCCAACCUAUCCAAAGAGCCUGUUCGCAGGAGAAGUGAACCGUCCACUCUAUAUAACGUUCUAAACCUCUUGUCGACAGCAUAUGGCGACUACUGUUCCAGUAGACGCCAAAAAGCGAUUCUGUUUUGUAUGCAGCACUAAAAACCUGUAUUUUUUAUACUACAUACUGCUCUAUCUAAAGCGUUAAACUGUUAUCCCAAGAAGUCCCGGAAAGACAUUAGUGAGCUUAAGCAAGUGACGUUUUUGACAACACGAACGGCAUGAGUAACGUCAGAAGACUGGAUCAAGGGCUGUGAUUGGUGAAAAACAUCAACUUUACUUCCGGUCGACGUCCGUGUUGUCAAAAACGUCGCUUGCUUAAGCUCACUUAUGUUCAGUUUUACUCACUGACCAUGCAGUGCAGGCUUUACCCCAGGAAGAAACCGAACUACACUCUUCUGAUUAAUCUAGACAGUUUUGGGUCAUUAUUAAUGCGUUAAAUUUUUCAUUCUUAGCGCAAGGAUACUUGGCGAAGCUACAGAAAGUAGUGCAGAAGAAACCAGGUAUGGUAUACUGUAUUUCUGAGUUUUUGAUAUUCCACAACUUUUAUUGAAUGUGAUUUUUCAUUUAAGGCUAAAACCGACAAAUCUUAUAUCCUUAAUGUCUACAUUAUUUCGAGGGCCGAUCAUGCUGUACAAAAUAAUCGGCCGAUUGAUCGCCACCUGACGAUUGUCGUUUUUUGCUAGUCACCAGUCCCGUAUAGAUGACUGUGCAGUAGGUUAAAUUGGUUUAUUUGCCUUUAUUUCCUCCUUAUUAAACAACAGAAGUGUUUUGUAGAAUCUUUGAGAAUAAACCACAAGGUAUAAUCAUCGAAGUUCUACAUUGAAAAAAUAGAGGAUGCGUAGCCAGGUUGAAACAUAAUUUAAUUAUUGAACGUUCUCUGACUAAAUAUUUAUUUCUACGAGCUUUCGGCUAUCAGUCUAUAGCCUUCGACGGGUGUAAACAAAUGAUUCUAUAAAGGACGCUAAACUUAAGUAGGUGGUAUGAAAUAUGAGACUAUCUAUGCUAUGUUACAAAUGAGGAAUAUAAAUAUUUAAUUAAUGUUUCUUGAGUUCCUUUCUUAAAAGUAUUGUGUAUUGUGCUGAGAAUACCUAGAAUACUGAGAAUACCGAGAAUACCUACCGUAAGCUACACUCAAGUGACGCAAUUUCUCCGGCCAUCAGAGGCUCCAUCAAGCAUCACAAAGUAGGUUACCCACUUAGACCUAUAGUUACAUGUAUCGACUCAGCUCCUUACAAAAAUCCUUUCUCCACUACAAAACAAAAACGACUUCUCAGUAGCUAACUCACUCAAUUCAAAAACGAAAUUUCCAACAUUACCAUAGACGAAGACGAAUCUAUGAUUUCAUUUGACGUCGUUUCCCUUUUUACAAUCAUUCCUGUUGAUAAAGCGUGCAAAUAUAUUAGAACGAAAUUAGAAAACGAUCCGACACUUCCGGACAGAACUCAACUUGACAUUGACGACAUUAUUCGACUUUUAUCUUUUGUUUUAUCUAACAGUUUUUUCGUUUAUAACAACACCACCUACAAACAAAUUCAUGGAUGUGCCAUGGGCAGCCCCGUUAGCGCGAUUGUUGCUAACUUGUGCAUGGAAGUGAUAGAAGAACAGGCCAUCCGAGACGCAACUUCACCACCUAAAGUUUGGAAACGUUUUGUAGACGAUUGUUUUUCCAUAAUAAAAAAGACUAACAUAUCAUCUUUUCAUGACACACUAAACUCCAUUGACCCACACAUUCACUUCACUAUCGAAAACGAAAGGGACGGAAAGAUGACACAUUAGUUUCUAGAAACGACGGCUUAAUUUUUAUUGACGUUUACCGCAAACCCACUCACACAGACCGUUACUUAAACUACCUAUCACACCACGACCAAAAGCAUAAAAUUAGUACUGCAACAACACUUAUCAACCGAUCCUUGUCACUUCCUACCACUAACGAAAGCAAAGAAAGAGAACUAAAUCAUGUAACCACAGUCCUGACAUCAAAUGGUUAUCCGAAGAAAUUAAUUUCAGGAUUGAUCAAAAAACAUAAGAACAAAACUGUAGCAAGUCCUGAAGAGUUAGUGCGGUCAUUUUUCGUACUGGUUGAAGGAAAGGCGCCAUCUGCAGGAAUUGCGGUUCUACCAUAUAUCAAAGGACUAACCGAACCUCUAGCCAGAACACUCCAAAAACAUGACAUUAAAGUUUAUAAUAAGCCAAUGAAAACCCUCGAACGCCAACUCCCAUCUGCAAAACAGAAACCACCAACAGAAGAACAAAAGAACGUGGUCUACCAGAUACCGUGUCAAGAUUGUAGUUGGAGCUACAUAGGCGAAACAGGAAGAUCCCUGAAGACGAGAAAGUCCGAACACGUAAGGAAUGUGAAACAAGGCAAGAAGGGGUCGAAUGUCGCGAAACACACAUGGACUCAAGAUUAUAUAAUUGACUUUGCCAAUGCUAAAGUAAUAGACAAGGGAAAUCAUAGGAACCUUAAAACCUUAGAGUCCUGGCACACUGCACUAACAGACGAAGCUGAUAAUAGAUAGCUUAAGAUCUACGACGUCGACGUCAGCUAGGACGUCAGGGCUAAGCAGAGGACUGGGACUAGGAUGUCGUCCUAAAUAAGUAGAUAGCUCAAUAUCUACGAUGUCAAAUAUUUAGGACGGCAAGCGGAAGUAAAUUGGUAAUAGUUUUUGAAGUGUGCAUGUGUCUCAUUCAAUUCGCUCGUCGUCCACCAAACGUCGACAAUCUCACAAUAAGAGUUUUACCGUCGUGGAUACAAGAGCAUAACAAACGGUAAUGGUUCACACGUCUCUUUUAAAUUUAUUUUCAAAAGGAUGUAAAUAUUUAUAGUUUAAAUGUCGACGUCGUGAAUCUUAAGUGGAAGUUUAUUUAUCUAGGACGACGUCCUAGUCCCAGUCCUCUGCUUACCCUGACGUCGUAGCUGACGUCGACGUCUUAGAUCUUGAGCUGUCUAAUAACUCUAAUACGCUUCCAGCACAAUACACAAUACUUUUAAGAAAGGAACUCAAGAAACAUUAAUUAAAUAUUUAUAUUCCUCAUUUGUAACAUAGCAUAGAUACUCUCAUAUUUCAUACCACCUACUUAAGUUUAGCGUCCUUUAUAGAAUCAUUUGUAUACACCCGUCGAAGGCUAUAGACUGAUAGCCGAAAGCUCGUAGAAAUAAAUAUUUAGUCAGAGAACGUUCAAUAAUUAAAAUGAAGUUCUACAUAUCAAAAUUAAUAUUAUGGAAUGAUAAAUUUUAACGUCGGAAUAUGAAGUACAGUAAACAUAAUUCUUCGUACAGCCGAUUAUCGUGCCAUAAUCGGUUGGCUAGCUCGUCUCUAUAUAGUGUUUGCUCCCUGUGGAAAUAUUUUUAUUUUGCCGAGAAUCAGCAAUUUUUCACUUUUUGCCUGGCGAGAUACACUGUACUCACCUAAAACCACGUGACCAAAAAUCAGCCAACCACACGUGCCAUAUAACAAUUCUGUUUCAUUUUACAGUCCUCCAAUAAAAGUAAACACAGAGGAAAAACUACCAGACAACAUUAUUCGACAACCAAGGUUAGUAUAACGACCUGGGCCGCUGGGCGUCAGCUCACUUACACGUGUAAAAAAUAUAGUUACACGUAAACUACACACGCAAAAAUGCACAGCCUGUAACAAGCCUGCAAACAAGUUGUUACAAGUCUGUUCACAAGCUGUCAACAAGUUGUCUUCGCACUGCUUGUCCCAGUUUGUUGUAACAAGUUUGAAACAAGCUGUUAACAACUUGUAACAUGCUUGAUGGCAUUAUCAGCCUUGUUACAAGACUGUGCUAACAAGUUUGUUACAGCCAUGAUAUAACAAGGAUGUUACAAGGUCGUCAACACAAGGUUGUAACAAUCUUGUUAUAUCAAGCAUGUAUAACGGACUUGUUGGAACAACCUUGCAACAAGUCUGAUAAUUUCGACAAGGUUGUUACAAGUUGUCGACAAGUUGUUACAAUUGACAACUUGGGACAAGCAGUGCGAAUACAUCUUGUUGACAGCUUUUUGGCAGACUUGUUACAAGAUGUGAGAUUUUUGCGUGUGUACGUCAAGUGUUCCACUUUUGAGUUCCUAACUUUAUUGCAAUCUUCCUCAUUACCUUUGCAAAUUUGAAAAACUCCCUUGUAAAUUCCUUGAGGGAAUUUGCAAUGUUCCAAUUGAGGAAAUUUGCAAUGGUCCUGAAUUUUCCUCAGUUCCUGUAGAAGUUCUUAAUAACUUCUUAUUCUGUUAUGUUCGUUGGUAUUGGCUAACAAAAAAAUCCACCAAUGGUAACGCUCAGAACAGAACAGGAAGUCGGGAAUUUAAAACAGGAAGUUAGGAAAAUUUAAAAGGAAGUUUCUCUGCAUUGGAAUACUGCAACAGCCGAUAAGAACAUAAAUUGGAAAUUCCCUCAAGGGAUUUGCUAAAUUUGGAAAGGUAAUGAGGAAAAUUGCAAUCAAGUUAGGAACGCAAAGGUUUUAUCGUGGUAGUCUUUCGCGGCGAAUUUUUAAAAUUUUUUCGUUUACCAAUCACUUUGCGGAAAUUCGUGUCGAAAACCGGAUUAAACGUACAUUUAAGGUAUUUUUACAGGCUGCAAUUUAUCGUGCACGAUUCGUAUUCUGGCGUAUGAAAAUUGCUGUCGCCACGGCAAUUCCUCUUCAUUUAGUUUAUGGCGAAAUUUGAAAUGCAAACACUUCACGUGUGCUUAUUCGAUUACAUACGCCAGAAUAAGAAUCGUACAAGACAAAUCGCAGCGUGUAAACCAGCGCCUUGGUAUAAACGUAGCUUUACACGCCGUGAUAUGUUGGGCCGAUGUCAUUUCCACGAAUCAGAUUACAGGAAAAGCAAUAGCGACUCACCCAUUUCUAAUAAUAAGGAAUGACUGAGACUGAACCUCUAACUCCUUAAGCCCGGCGCACACUAGUGCAAGUUGCACGCAUACGUAUCAUUCGUGACCAAUUACGUGCGACAAAAAUACUAGUGUGCGGGGAAAAUAUUCAGGAUUUUUAUUAUUAUUAUUAUUAUUAAAGGUUUAUUAAGAAACACAUUUUGGCACCCGAAGGUGAAUUGCAAUAUGCUUACAGAAACAUAAUAAAGGAUGAAUAUCAAAUAAUAUAAAUAUAGAUAUAUCGUAUAUAUGUACAGUUGUUAAAAUACUACAAAUUAUUUACUAUUAAAAUUAGCAGUCAUUGCUGGUAUAAAACUAGUUUUAAAACGUUCCGUUCUGAAUGUGAAGUUAGAAUUGUUUCUUAAGUCCAGUUCAUGCGAUUCUUCACGGAGUGGGGGUAAGAGGUGGUUGAGGUGAGCAUCGGGUUUUAAGAUCUUUUUGAAAGUUUUAGCACAUAGCUCUUGACGUCUGUCGACAAGGCGCUUGCAUUUAGCGAUGUUGAGAGCAUCUUCGUAAUCUGUUGUCGGAUAAAUAAUACGGACAGCUCUUUUUUGAACUUUUUCAAUUUUAUCCCCCAAACACUUUGGUAACAUGGUGUGCCAGACAGGACAGGCAUAUUCUAAGAUAGAGCGCACCAUAGAAAAGUAGACUAAUAAGAGGUCAUUGGGGGGAAGACCACAGCGCUGUAGGACACGAAUAAUGUAUAAGCGUUUUGAGGCUUUUUUAACUAACGCUUCAGUGUUAUCUUGCCAUUUCAAUUUAUUGUUCAAUUUUUGGCACUCGUGUCGCGAACAACAAAUAUCAAACGCAUGUUUGAUAUUUUCUGUCAUUCGUGACAAAAAUCCUAGUGUGCGGCAAACAGCUCGUCUCAACUUUUGGCAGCAAAGAAGUGCGCAUGCGUGAUAUUCCCCAAAACAACAUGCGCACUUCUUUGCUGCCAAAAGUUGAGACGAGCCGUUUGCCGCACACUAGGAAUUUUUGUCACGAAUGACAGAAAAUAUCAAACAUGUUUGAUAUUUGUUGUUCACUACACGAGUGACAAAAAUCCUGAAUAUUUUCCCCACUAGGAUUGUUGUCGCACGUAAUUGGUCACGAAUGAUACGUAUGCGUGCAACUUGCACCAUAGUGUGCGCCGGGCUUAAGGCUCGUGUAAGAAUUAUCCUGUAUAAAAAACAUCUACUUGCAAACAUUCCUCACUUACAUUACAUCUACUUAAAGAUAUGUAUUUUUAACAUAGGGGACCCGACGGAACCCAUGGUUUUGCUUUAAAACGAUGACAAAUGGCAGAGAAAAUCGAAGCAAACAUGAUCCAAGACCCAAACUAAACCUGUUUUGGGGACUUUUAAAAUGACUCAGAUGUCCAACUCCUGUCAUUUCCGGCCACGUCUGUCUGGUUAAGCCAAAAGUCAAGCACUGAGAACGGAAAUAUCGCAACCGUGAAAAAGGCAUUCGGGAAAAAGUUAGAGAGAUGGUCUUGGCAAACACAACCUGUGAUGAAGGAUGGUGUAAGAUUACAAAGGUAUGAUGGAUCCAAGGGUAUAUGGUGAUUGCAAUUGCAAAAGAUUUCAUCCGUUAUACAGCGUCAGCUUAUUAACCAGAGAUGGAGAUUCAAUAGUAUACGGCUUUGCCAACUUAACCUUUCUCGAUCUGCAAGGAACUUUUACGGAGUGAUAUAGAAAUUAAUUUAAAACUUCAUAGAAUUUUUUACUUAGUAAAUGACUUUUGGAUAUGAAGGGUUGGCAAACUACAAAACAUUGCUGCAUAAACAUCUAAAUCGUGAUAUUUUCUCAAAUGCAAGCGUGGUAGUAGCGAAGUAGUUGUAGUUCGAUACGUAAUCGUUGCGAUUCUUGAGAACUACAAAAGUUUUGUGGUCAACCCACCCUCACUCAAAUGUUCUCCUGUUUUGCAUUUGUUUCCAGGAAACUUGAGGAUUCUAUAAAAAUUAUUUUAUAUUUUCCAUAUUUUAUGUACUUUUAACUCUAUGCUAUCACUAUCAAAUAAAUGACUUAUAUUGUAUAAAACAUGUUGUAAGGUAGAUUGUUCUCAUUCAUAUAUUCCUACUUUGUAAAUAACUAGGAAAAAAACCCCUGAAAUUAAAAGGAAAUUAAAAGGGCAGGGUCACGGCGCUGAUAGGCUAAAAUAAACGGCGUAAAGAAACGUUCAAAAUUAAUGCUACAUGAUUGGAAAAGAUGCAGCAGCCUUCAAUUUUUAAAACAAAGCAAGGAUGUCCUGCAUAACGAAGGGAUUAUAAAUAGUAUAUCGUAUUUCACUCCUAACUUGAUUAAUUGUUGGAAGACAGUUUUUCAAGUGGAACCGUGACACUGCCCCUUUGAUGCACAGUAUUACUAUAGCUUACAUGCAUGCCCUUAUCACACAGCAAUGAAUUUGAUUAAAUUUCUAUGAAUUAAAUUGUAUAUCAAUCUAAUAGUUGGCGUUUAAGACGUGUUUUUAGUCUAAAAUUUUCUGUAGGUGAUAGAGGUAUAAAAUAAAGAUAAUAGAUGAGUAGUGGAUAGAUAAGUCGAUAAAUGAAAAAAACUAUGGACGAUAGAUAAUACAGGUGAUAGAUGGAUAGACUAGACGACAAACAGGCUAUAAAUUAGACCAUAUAUGAUAGGCGAAUAGACAAUAUAGAUGAUGGACGAAUAGACUAUACAUGAUAGAUUAAUAAACUUUAGUACACACUCAACCAGGGCCUAUUGCAAAUCUAGCAUUUUGAUUGGCUAAGUCGACCAGGGACCAUUACGUACACAGUUGAGAAAAAAGAUGGCGGAAAACGUUCGUUUUGCAAAGGUCUCGGGGGAAAUUUUGUAGAAAAUCCUUUCCCCCAAGAACAAAAGACUACAAAAUAUGAUCCGAAGACGUUUGAUGGUAGGGAGCAAAAUUUAAACCGUAUUUUAAUAGUAAAUCUGCUGUUACUUGAAAUGUAUUGUUGAUCGAAUGCCCUUAAGCCCUGGGCAAACUAGGAAACAAUGUUUCCUGCCAACGUUUCGCCAUGUUUCCCAAGGUGGGCAAAACUAGGAAACAAUGUUUCCGCAACAAAAAUCGCACUUGCGAAACAUGAAAUGUUUCUGAAUUCGAAAUGUUUCUGAAUUCGAUAGGAAACAUUUCUGCUUCUCGGGAAGAAAAUUGUGUUUCUGCAACUAUGUUUCCACGGGUGGGCAAACACAGAAACAUUUAAAGAAACAUGGGGAAUCACAAUGUUUCCGCAACAAUGUUUCCUAGUUUGCCCAAGGCUUUAUAAUUCAAGCUGCGCCUUUGUCGAAUAUUCGUCCAUGGACAACUCGGCAAUAGAUAAUAGAUAGAUGAACAGAGUAUAUAUAGUCUAUAGAUGAUUGACAAAUAGACUAUAGAUGAUUGAUGGAUAGAGUAUACCGUAGAUGAAGAGAAUAUAGAUGAUAUAGAUAAUAGACUAUAGAUCAUAGAUGAAUAAAUUAUAAAUGGAUAGAUGAUAGGAUGAAGAGACGAUAGAUGACAGAUGAAUUGACUAUAGAUGAUAGAAUAUAUUGAUGACAGAUGAAAACCCCACGCAUUUCCAUAUAGAUUUUUGAUAUGGUAUUAACCAGACAUUUUCCGGAAUAUACUUUCCCUUGUUAAGCUUAGAAAAUACAACUCUAAUGACACAAUCCUAGCUACGUUUUUCACGUAUAUUAGUUUGUGUUCGGCAGUCUAGCGCAUCUAGUAGUUUUGUUUGGACAACCACGAGCGCGUAGUGUCAUAUUAUGUGUGGCCAACUUCACCGCUUUCCUUUGCCUGGGUGAUUUUCUUCCAGGGGAUGUUUUUCGUACCGGAGUAACAAACGAUAUAGGGCUGUCUGUUGGUGAUUGGUGUGGCGUGCUGAGCUUCGCAGAUCUAGGAAUUGACAAAAUAUUGGUUAAAAAUAUUGCUUAAUUAUGAUUUGCAUUA